Mustela erminea (ermine) is the source of this 5416-nucleotide messenger RNA. It is a transcript of the gene BCAN, whose product is annotated as brevican. Lineage: Eukaryota; Metazoa; Chordata; Mammalia; Carnivora; Mustelidae. Bases 398 to 2413 code for a protein of 671 amino acids. The record is from RefSeq and is a predicted model, not a curated record. Gene Ontology annotation, molecular function: hyaluronic acid binding. Gene Ontology annotation, biological process: cell adhesion. The transcript has 8 exons.
UCUCCUCCCCAGAACCAUGUCCUACUUCGCACGUCCUUGCUUCCGCGGCCGCCGCCGGGAACCGACGCAGAGGAGGCAGCGGGUCGCGUGACCUUCCGAGCCCCCCGCGUCCCCGGCCAGGGGGCGGGGGCGGCCCCGGGGAGGGGCGGGGCGGGGGCGGGGGGAAGAAAGGGGGUUUUGUGCGGCGCCCGGCGGCCCGGCGCCCUCUUCCGAACAUCCUGCGGGCCCGGCCUCUCCCUGCGCCCGCGCAGUUCCCACCGCAGUCGCCUGCAGCCGCAGGACCGAGCGUGGACCCGAAGGAGAGCCCGGAGGAGAGCCCGGAGGAGGCGGCAAACCCGGCGGUGCCGCCCCCUCGCCCCGGGCCCCCGCAGCCCGCAGUCCCCCCACCAGCCUGAGCAUGGCCCCACGGUUCCUGCCCCUGCUGGCAGCUCUGGCCCUGGCCCAGGGCCCUGUGGCCUUAGCUGAUGCCCUGGAGGGGGACAGCUCAGAGGACCGGGCCUUCCGCGUGCGCAUCGCGGGCAACGCGCCACUGCAGGGCGUGCUGGGCGGCGCCCUCACCAUCCCGUGCCACGUCCACUACCUGCGGCCGCCGCUGGGCCGCCGGGCCGUGCUGGGCUCCCCGCGGGUCAAGUGGACCUUCCUGUCCGGGGGCCGCGAGGCCGAGGUGCUGGUGGCGCGGGGGCUGCGCGUCAAGGUGAGCGAGGCCUACCGGUUCCGCGUGGCGCUGCCGGCCUACCCCGCGUCGCUCACCGACGUGUCCCUGGCGCUGAGCGAGCUGCGGCCCAACGACUCGGGCAUCUACCGCUGCGAAGUCCAGCACGGCAUAGACGACAGCAGCGACGCCGUGGAGGUCAAGGUCAAAGGGGUCGUCUUUCUCUACCGGGAAGGCUCUGCCCGCUAUGCUUUCUCCUUCACGGGGGCCCAGGAGGCCUGUGCCCGCAUCGGAGCCCGCAUCGCCACCCCGGAGCAGCUCUACGCUGCCUACCUCGGGGGCUACGAGCAGUGUGACGCUGGCUGGCUGUCCGACCAGACCGUGAGGUAUCCCAUCCAGACCCCACGAGAAGCCUGUUAUGGAGACAUGGAUGGCUUCCCCGGGGUCCGGAACUACGGAGUGGUGGACCCGGACGACCUCUAUGAUGUCUACUGCUAUGCCGAAGACCUAAAUGGAGAGCUGUUCCUGGGUGCCCCUGCAGACAAGCUGACGCUGGAGGAGGCACGGGCAUACUGCCGGGAGCGGGGUGCGGAGAUCGCCACCACCGGCCAGCUAUACGCCGCCUGGGACGGCGGCCUGGACCGCUGCAGCCCAGGCUGGCUGGCCGACGGCAGUGUCCGCUACCCCAUCGUCACGCCCAGCCAGCGCUGCGGGGGAGGCCUGCCUGGUGUCAAGACGCUCUUCCUCUUCCCCAACCAGACUGGCUUUCCCAACAAGCACAGCCGCUUCAACGUCUACUGCUUCCGAGACUCUGCCCAGCCGUCCGCCAUGCCUGAGGCGUCGGACCCAGCUUCGGACCCGGCCUCUGAUGGGCUGGAGGCCAUUGUCACGGUGACAGAGACCCUGGAGGAACUCCAGCUGCCUCAGGAGGCUGUGGAGAGCGAGUCCCGGGGAGCCAUCUACUCCAUCCCCAUCGUGGAGGACGGAGCGGGUGGUAGCUCCACUCCAGAAGACCCUGCAGAGGCCCCGAGAACCCUCCUCGAAUUCGAACCGCCAUCCGUUGUCCCUCCCCUGGGGUCCUCCGAAGAGGAAGGCAAGGCUUUGGAGGAAGAAGAGAAAUACACAGAUGAAGAGGAAGAAGACGAGGAAGAGGAGGAGGUGGAAGAUGAGGCCCUGUGGGCCUGGCACAGUGAGCUCAGCAGCCCAGACCCGGAGACUCUUCUCCCCACGGAGCCAGCCCUAGAGGAAUCGCUCUCCCGUGCCUCCCCACCCCCAGCGAGUGCAGUCCUACAGCCUGCUGCGUCACCACACCCCGACGGAGAGACAAAGGCUCCCGGGCCUCCGAGGGUCCUUGGACCACCCACUGAGACUCUACCCACCCCCAGGAAUGGGAAACUGACACCCCCACCGCCUUCCACUCCGGCCGGGGAGAGAGAGGUGGGGGAGGAGGCUGGUGGUCCUGAGCUGUCUGGGGUCCCUCGAGGAGAGAGUGAGGAGGCAGGGAGCUCUGAGGAUACCCCUGUCCUGCUUCCAGCCACACGGGCCCCUGAGGGUGCCAGGGAACUGGAGGCCCCCUCUGAAGAGAAUUCUGGAAGAACCGUCCCAGCAGGGACAUCAGUGCGGGUGCAGCCAGUGCUGCCCACUGACAGCGCCAGCCGAGGUGGAGUGGCCGUGGCCCCCUCAUCAGGUAACUUUGCCCAAGGCUCGAACUCCCUCUUUCUCCUUCUCCCCUUUCUCCCCAUGAAGCUCUGGGUCACAUGACCUGUGGUCCUCUGACCCCCACUACCCCAGGGUCUCCUGUCCUUUGCCUUCAUCUCCUACCUGUGGGUGUCCAGUCUUGGGUGCCACAUCUGUGACUUCCAGCUCCGCUCUCUGAUUUCUCACCUCAUGACCCCCAACCCCACCGUCCCACCCUGUGACUCCAGCCUCCCAGCUGACCACUUGUGACCCUUUCUUGCCCUUGUCUCUCCACCUGUGACUCACCAGCCCACUGACCACCCCCCCAUCCUCAAGCGCGUAGAUGCCCUGGGGGCCUAUUGUAUUCUCGGGGGCCCAGGCCCCUCUCCUGCUGCCCCUCCUCCUCCUGUGUGCCACCCCCUUUAGCCACCCCACUGAUAUCAGGGAAGCCUGGGAUUCCAUCCCUGCCCUCAGCCUCUGGGGUCUAGGAGAGCCCGUAUCCCCACAGAGCCUUAAGCGUCUACUUCUGUGAAGUAUUUUUUUGACUGUUUCAUGGAAAACAAGCCUUGGAAAUAAAUCUCUAUUAAACCACUUUAUAACCAAAACUCUGGCACCCUCUGUGUCCACCCCCAGCUGUCUGCCCUUUUCAUUCCUCGCAUUUGGGUCGCAAGUCCGGGCAGCUCUCUGAAGCUCCCUCUGGCGCCCUGUCUCUCUCCCGGUCUUUCCCUCGCUCGCUGCUUCUCUCUUCCUUCGCUUCAUCCUCAGCCAGUGCCCCUCCCCGCCCUCCCCUUCUAACAGGCUCGCUGGUCCUCCAUUCUGCCCUCUCAGGCUCCUCCUCUGCCUUCCUUCCUGACUGCCAAGAGCCCAACUCUGAAGGUGCACAGGAGUCACUGCCCAUCAGUCGGCGGGGCUGCUGGGAGUUGUAGUCCCUCACUCCUGAUGGGGCGAAACUUCCGCCAGCCUGAGAGGGAGGGAGAGAGAGAGAGAGAGAGAGUGUGUGUGGGCACACACACGUGUACUCAUUUCUGAGCCAUCUUGAAGGCUUCUGUCUAGAGCCGGCCAUACAGACUAAUGAUGGAGAAAGUCCGUCUUAGCGUAGAAGCCCAUCCCUGGCCCCGGCCUCCCCUACCGCAACUCAGAAGGGGGACAGGAUCUAACUUCCAUCCCACUGCCCACUGCCGCCCCUGCCCCACUGACCCUGCCCUAAUGAGCACCUCACCACCCCUUGGAAGACUCUCACCUUCCCUGAACCCAAAAGAUCUCAAAGUCCCUGAUGCUGGAGAAGACACAAUGCAGGACAUGAGGACGGAGAGGAAGUGCAGAGGGGAAGGAGUGGGAGUCAGAUUCUGGGGUCCGAGAGAAGCCCCACUGGCUCAGGGAAGGUUGAGCUUCCCUUUGGAGACCCUGGAGAAGGCUGGGUUCUUCCCAGUCCCUGCAUUGCCCUCCCUAGAUGGUCCAGGAUCGGAUAGGGCCCCUGCAGCACACCCGGCCCGCCCGUCGGGCUCGCCCAUUUCAACCAUUGGCUCCCUGCCCAGCUGGCCUCGGAGCUGGAGCUCGGAGCUCAGUGCUGUGUGGGUUGGGAGGCGGUUUGUGGGAAGAGAAGCAGCAGUGGGAAUCUCUGCAGUGUCUUAGUUACCCCACCUGGAGGCCCAGGGAUGUCCUCUGGCCUUCUAUUGCAGCAGGAGGGAAGAACUUUCUGGUUGUGUAUAGCAGUUGGCCCCAACGUGGGAAGGAAGGAGAGUGGAACGUCUCAAGAGGGGUUCCUUCACCUCCGCUGUCUGUCCUGGCUCAGGUGCUACCUCCCUCAGCCAGGGGAGAGAUCUCAUGGCCUGGGCGGGGAGCCAAGUUCGGAAUCUCCGUCCCCCAGGAAAGUGUGAGGGAUGGAACGGGCUUCAGGGCACCUACCCUCUGUGGGUCCUGGCGCUUAGUGGGUUAAGUAAAACACCUCUCCUCCCCCUUUGCCCCCGGGAGCUAGUGCUGGCAGCUUGGAGGGGAGGCUGGAGGGGAGGUGACAGAGUGGGGGUGCUGGAACAGCAGAUUCAUUUCACCCCAAACAGCUUGGUCAUCCCAGCAACAUUCUUGGACUCAGCUUCAGCUUCCCCUCCCCCCACCCAGCAGAGGGAAGCCCAGUGGGCCGUGCCCUUGGAUGCUGGGCAUAAGGCACAGUCUGAAGAGUCCAGCUCAGAGCUGAUUCCCCUCCCAAGCUGUGAGCCCAGCCCUGCACUGUCAGUCUGUGGGGCCGUCUUCCCCUUCCUGGACCAGAAGGAGUGAAAACUGCCCACCUAGCACCCAGGCCCGGUGUAAAGGCAGCCACCUCCUGUCCCCGGAUCCAGAGGGAGAGAGCCCAGAGGGGAAGGCAGGUGACCCAGCCAGACAGCAGAUGGCAGGGUUCUGUGUCGGUCUAAGAAGACUGCCUGGGGGAGAGAGGCCCAGAAGGGAGAGAGGAGGAUCAGAGGGCUUUCUGGGCUGGGGAACUUGCAGAAAGCCCAAGGUGGAGGGGAGUUUGGGGAGGUCAGAGGGAGAGACAAGAGACUGCACGGUGUUGAGACAGUGUGAGCAUCCGGCUGUAGGACAGCGGGAGCCCUGCAGCUUCAGGCUGGGGGUGGGGGGUAGGGGGAGAGGACGAUUAGGGCAUAGACCCAGGGGAAAUACGUUGGUUCUUCACUAUGAUAGUGUUUCCCAUUGGUGCUUCUGGGGCUGACUCUAUGUGCCCCACCCCGACUGCAGAAGGAAUAGCUAGCCCUCCCCCACCCCAGUAUCAGGUCCCAGAAGCAGUAAAGUACAGACCACAGCUUUCUGUUGCUGCGGUGACUCCUCUGGUUUCCCCACCUAAAGUGUACAGAACUGUGCAGGCACCUGGCCCCAAGACAAGCGAGUGGGAGACUAGCCUCCAGGCCCAGAGAGGUCAAGUGACCUGCGCAAUGUCACUCAGCAGAGCCAGGAGCCACAGGAGAGUCCAGAUCUCAUGGUCCACAGCCCAGUGUCUUUCCCUUUCAUGGGGUCGGGUCCUGAGCGCCUUCCUGACCACCUUCCCCCAGCCUGCUACACUGGGCCCACACUGGUGGCCACGAAAAUGGCCAACACAGG